Panthera uncia (snow leopard) is the source of this 2887-nucleotide messenger RNA. It is a transcript of the gene MTO1, whose product is annotated as mitochondrial tRNA translation optimization 1. The transcript has 12 exons. Gene Ontology annotation, molecular function: flavin adenine dinucleotide binding. The record is from RefSeq and is a predicted model, not a curated record. The coding region runs from base 121 to 2199 and encodes 692 amino acids. Gene Ontology annotation, biological process: tRNA wobble uridine modification; tRNA methylation. Lineage: Eukaryota; Metazoa; Chordata; Mammalia; Carnivora; Felidae. Gene Ontology annotation, cellular component: cytosol.
GACUGCGACGCUCUGACAUCAGAACAAAGAUGGCUGCGUCCUGCAGACUUUCCCUCGUACCCUAAAUUUUUGCGCCUAGCUCGGGUCAGGUUUAGAGUCACACUCGGCCUUUCUCCAGCCAUGUUUUCUCUCCGAAAUUGCGGUCUCUGGGUCGCGGCCUCCCUCACCAAAAAGCGCCUUACGUUGGCCCGGUUCAGCGGUGACAGCGCGGCGCCCUUGGCUACGAAGUUUGACGUGAUAGUCAUCGGCGGAGGACAUGCCGGGACCGAGGCAGCCGCCGCCGCUGCUCGUUGCGGCUCCCGGACCCUGCUACUCACCCACCGCGUGGACACGAUCGGUCAGAUGUCCUGUAAUCCUUCCUUUGGUGGCAUUGGCAAAGGGCACUUAAUGAGGGAAGUUGAUGCCUUGGAUGGGCUUUGUUCUAGAAUCUGUGACCAGUCUGGUGUACAUUACAAAGUAUUAAACCGGCGUAAGGGACCAGCUGUUUGGGGUUUGAGAGCUCAAAUUGAUAGGAAACUCUAUAAGCAGAACAUGCAGAAAGAAAUCCUAAAUACACCGCUGCUUACUGUUCAGGAGGGAGCUGUAGAAGAUCUUAUUCUUACAGAACCAGAGCCUGAGUACACUGGGAAAUGCCGUGUCAGUGGCGUGGUUUUAGCGGAUGGAAGCACAGUACAUGCAGAGUGUGUGGUUCUGACUACUGGGACGUUCUUGAGAGGCGUGAUUGUAAUUGGAUUAGAAAUGCAUCCAGCAGGACGUUUAGGGGAUCAGCCUUCCAUAGGGUUGGCUCACACUCUGGAGAAGUUGGGGUUUGUGGUGGGAAGACUGAAGACUGGGACUCCACCCCGAAUUGCCAAAGAGUCCAUUAAUUUCAGCAUUCUAAACAAGCAGACACCAGAUAAUCCAUCCAUACCAUUCAGUUUUAUCAGUGAGACAGUGUGGAUUAAGCCAGAAGAUCAGCUGCCAUGUUACUUGACUCACACCAACCCUAAAGUGGAUGAGAUUGUCCUUGAGAACCUUCACCUUAAUAGUCACAUUAAGGAAACUACAAGAGGACCCCGAUACUGUCCAUCCAUUGAAUCAAAGGUUUUGCGUUUUCCAAACCGUCUUCAUCAGGUUUGGUUGGAACCUGAAGGAAUGGAUUCUGACCUCAUCUACCCCCAAGGGUUAUCUGUGACGCUACCAGCUGAAUUACAGGAGAAAAUGAUCACGUGCAUCAAAGGCUUGGAGAAAGCUAAAAUGACUCAGCCAGGUUAUGGUGUUCAGUAUGAUUAUUUAGACCCCCGUCAGAUCACUCCUUCUCUUGAGACUCAUUUGGUGCAACGGCUCUUCUUUGCUGGCCAGAUAAAUGGCACUACUGGUUAUGAGGAAGCUGCAGCUCAAGGUGUGAUAGCUGGAAUCAAUGCAAGUCUUCGGGUCAAACGCAAGCCUCCUUUUGUCGUUAGCCGAACAGAAGGCUAUAUAGGAGUCUUGAUUGAUGACCUCACCACACUGGGUACCAACGAACCAUACCGCAUGUUCACGAGCCGAGCAGAGUUCCGUUUGUCACUGCGCCCUGAUAACGCCGACAGCAGGCUCACGUUCCGAGGGUAUAAGGAAGUUGGCUGUGUGUCCCAACAACGAUAUGAAAGAGCUUCUUGGAUGAAGUCUUCUUUGGAAGAAGGCAUUUCUGUGCUAAAAUCCAUUGAGUUUUCAAGUUCUAAAUGGAAAAAGUUAAUUCCAGAGGCUUCUAUAAGUAUUGGUAAAAGUCUGCCUCUCAGAGCUCUAGAUGUUCUGAAGUAUGAGGAAGUUGACAUGAAGUUAUUAGCCACAGCUGUUCCAGCGCCCUUGAAGAAGUACAUUACAUGUAGAGAACUAGCUGAAAGACUGAAAAUAGAAGCCAUUUAUGAAUCAGUGUUGUUCCAUCAGCAACAACAAAUAAAGGAAGUUCAGCAAGAAGAAGCUCUCCAACUGCCAAAAGACUUAGAUUAUUUGACUCUCAGAGAUGUGUCUUUGUCUUAUGAAGUUCGAGAGAAGCUACAUUUCAGUCGCCCAGAGACGAUUGGGGCUGCUAGUCGUAUACCUGGAGUGACACCUGCUGCCAUCAUCAAUCUGCUCCGAUUUGUGAAGACCACUCAGCAGAGACAGGCGGCUAUGGAUGAAUUGCCCAACACUGACCAAUACUUGUGCGAGACAGACAAACUGGAAGAAAGACACUUAUAGCUUUGUAUUCAUAGAAGACUUUUAAAUAGUACAAGCAGAGAGAGGAGAUAAGUACUGUAUUUUGGUUUCAGCACCUGUUAAAAUAACCUUAGGUUAUUAUGGAUUUAUCAUUAAUUUAUGAAGAGGGCAAAGAUUAUAAUAACUGUGCUUCUUUAUCUGAGAAAGUUAUAAAGUCUUCAUUUAUACUCUUCAUCUUAGGUGCUCUAAUACAGUGAGCAUAUUAAUGUAACGGGAGUAUUCAUCAAACAGAGAUCAUAGUGGAUCCACAACUAAACCAGAAAAAAAAACUUCAGCUUGCAGAUUUGCUUACUCAUAAAGACUUUGUCCAUUAAAUGUUACCAAAGUAAAAGUCUUAUGUUUCAACCUGUUUUGAAAGUUAGUAGUCUUUUGCUUGGAUAAAGAGGCGAUUUCAAAGCCCUCAAAUUCUUAGGGCUUCAAAUUUGAAACUAUACAAAAUCAUCUAGAAUUAGCCAGUUGAUUUCCAACAUUUAAAAAUGUAGUAUGUAGGGCGAAAGUUGACUUCUAAGAUUCCUACACUUCUCCAGGAAAUCCUCACCAGUAAUUAUCUUUGAACAUCAAUGAAUAUCUUGUAAAAUAGAUCAGAAAUGAUCAUAGUUUCCUUUGAUCCACAAUAUGGAAAAGUUUUUGGCAACCUGGUUAAAGGGAAAAUAAAGGUAGUUACUUCAUA